Monomorium pharaonis (pharaoh ant) is the source of this 1446-nucleotide messenger RNA. Its product is annotated as ketohexokinase. The record is from RefSeq and is a predicted model, not a curated record. Gene Ontology annotation, biological process: fructose metabolic process. Gene Ontology annotation, molecular function: ketohexokinase activity. The transcript has 4 exons. NCBI's taxonomy places the organism in Eukaryota, Metazoa, Arthropoda, Insecta, Hymenoptera, Formicidae. The coding region runs from base 219 to 1412 and encodes 397 amino acids.
AAGUAAGACAAAAAUAUUUUUUCUCACUCUAACUUAUUGCACCAGUGUAGCAGUGCAGCGAAAAAGAACAGUCCAUAUAAUUAAGUGAUGUUUACGUUUAAUACGUGGUAUCUUGCCGAGAUAGGGAUGGUUGCUCAAUAAAGAAGAGAAAGAAUAAGAAAUUCAUGCGUUGAAGCUGUGAGAGACGGUAUCGUGAAGAGAUUUAUCUGCAUGCAGACAUGACGUCGAGUUUUCACGAAGAAGUCGUCAGCCAGGAAUCAUCGACGGAAACGCUCAAGAUUUUAUGCGUGGGACGCGUAUGUCUCGACAUCGUUCAGAUGUGCGUGCAAUUUCCUUUGGAGGAUUCCACUCAGAGAUCUACUGAUUAUAGGUGGCAAAGGGGGGGCAAUGCAUCCAACACUUGCACUGUACUAUCAUUAAUAGGACAACCGUGCGAGCUUCUGGCUUGCUUGAGCGCAGAUGAACAUAUUAGUUUUCUGCAAAAUGAUCUGCGCAAAUAUAAAAUUGAUUAUUCCCAUUGUCCUUUGAUAAAAGGCAUUCGGUGUCCAAUCGCAACUAUUAUAUUGAAUUCAAGCACUGGAUCUCGCACAAUUGUAUAUAAUAAUUCAGGUUUGCCUGAGUUAACAUUAAAAAAUUUCGAGCAGCUUAAUUUAAAGGAAUAUAGUUGGAUUCAUUUCGAGGGAAGGAAUGUAGAGGAAUUGCUACUUAUGAUACAACUUGUAAAGAUUUAUAAUAACUCUUUAAAUCGCACGGGUGAUUGCGCUACUAAAAAUCAUAUCCCAAUUACAAUUAGUGUAGAGUUAGAAAGUCUGAGAUCAGAUCCCAGAGUAUUAGAUUUAUUACCGUAUGUUGACGUAGUAUUUAUAGCAAAAGAGUUUGCUAAGAAUUUGGGUUAUAACAAUAUGACUGAAGUAAUACGUAACAUCGGCCAAGACGCUAAGAGAGAUGAAUGUUUUUUUAGAGGAGUCAUUAUUUGUGCUUGGGCAGAGGAAGGUGCAAUCGCUCGUACUCCGUGUGGUGCAACAGUACGAUCACCAGCUUUCCCACCGCAGAAGGUGAUCGAUACUUUAGGUGCAGGUGACACAUUCAAUGCAGCUGUCCUGUAUUAUUUGAACAAGAGCAAAAUUGAGUUUAUGCAUAAAUAUAAAGAAGAGGGAAUUUGUGUGUAUGAUAUCAAUCAAACGAAGGAUGAUAGUUUUGAUAAUGAUACUACAAUUAAAGGAGAUGUUAAGAAAAAUUUAGAUAUAGAAAAUUUAGAAUACAAUCGAGUAAAAUUUAUUAAUGAAACCAUUUUGCAGAAAGCUAUCAAAUUUGCAUGUUAUAUUGCUGGCGCAAAAGUAGGAUUAAGAGGAUACGAUUCUCUUGAUAUAAUUUCUAAUGAUAUUUUACGAAUGAAUUUUUCAGAACGUUAAAAUAGAUUAUGUUUUAUACCAGGGAUUUUAGACA